AUGGCGAGAGACAAGGAACGAUCUGUCAAUCCUGCGCAACAACAGCGCAAGCUCGAAAAGGCGAAACAGCUGAAAAAGAGUCGGGCGGAGCUACAGGCAAGGCGCAAUGAAAAACUCGCCCGCCGAAACCCCGAGCGCCUCCAGCGCCAGAUCGAUGACCUCAAGGCUCUCGAAGCAGCUGGGGAUAUCAAACCCAGAGAGCGUGCCAUUCUAGAAGACUUAGAACGAGAUCUACGCGCCGUCAGAAAAGCAAGGGAAGCUCUGGGCGACAAAGCGCCAAACUUUGCCGGACAACCACGCCGACGGGAAGGGGAGGGCAGUGGCACUACAUUAGGCAAGAGAAGGCAUGAUGGCGAGCGCAAAUACCAACAUUCGAGACAAGAGUCGUCCGGUAGUGACACGGAUGAAUCUGUCCGCCGCAUUCCUAUGCCAGAAGAUACACCACCACCGAUCCCGCGGGAGUUCAGGCGCCACUUCCCGCGCAGGGAAGACGGUGACAAUUCUCAACAAGCGACGGCGACGGCACCGCGCAGACCAUCACUACCCACCAAACCCGGAACGAAGCCCAUAGAAGUGAAAACCACAUACGAAAGUGCUCCGCAGAUCCGUGAUCUCCGCAAAGAGGCCGUCAACAGGUUCGUCCCGGACGUUGUACGCAAGAAACAAGAGGCCGCAAAAGGCGGGCCCACGGGCCGCCUGAUCGAGCCAGAAGAGAUGGAUCGACUCGAAGCCGAGGGCUAUCUGGGGAACCAGGCGAAUGGCGGCAGGACAACAGACACCGCGAGAACUGCGGGUGGUGAUGACAUGGAUGUCGACGACGAGAAUGCAAGGCGGCUUGCGGAGGAGGAAGAGCGCUUUCUUCGCGAGGUGGAGAUGCAGCAGAUUCAAGAGGACCCAGAUGAAGAGAGGCGUCCCAGAAAGACUGUGGAAUCACGGCCUGUACCACGCAGGAACGUCGAGAUUGAAGAAAUCGAGGAUGAGGAUGCGUGA
Messenger RNA from Fonsecaea multimorphosa CBS 102226, 990 nucleotides. RefSeq lists its product as uncharacterized. Bases 1 to 990 code for a protein of 329 amino acids. The record is from RefSeq and is a predicted model, not a curated record. Gene Ontology annotation, biological process: RNA processing. The transcript has a single exon. Lineage: Eukaryota; Fungi; Ascomycota; Eurotiomycetes; Chaetothyriales; Herpotrichiellaceae.